Messenger RNA from Brenthis ino (lesser marbled fritillary), 909 nucleotides. Lineage: Eukaryota; Metazoa; Arthropoda; Insecta; Lepidoptera; Nymphalidae. The record is from the annotation of a GenBank genome assembly.
AUGAGGAUAUAUUCGUACGUAUCAUUGCUAUUUAUUUUAAGUUUCAAUCAGCGAAGUGUUUUUUGCCGACAUGUAGUUUAUGAUAACACCAGGGGCACUGAAGAAAAGUAUAAAUUACUUAGAGAUAAGAAGGAUGUACAUAAUCCUAAUGUUUGGCAUCAUAUUACGAGCAAUGAUAGAGAACAAAACAAUCGUGAUCAUAAUCGAAUAAUAUUUCCCGACUACGAGGAAUCUUCGGAUGGGCAUUCCAUAUAUAAGCCCCUGGAUAUGGAAACUUGCGUACUGUCGUGCAAAUUAAACCCAAAUUCUGACCAUGUAUGUGGCACUGACGGUAAGACGUACGACAAUAUGGAUCAUCUACUAUGUGCUGCAAAGUGUGGAGUAGAUGUACGUUUAAGUCACAUAUCCUCAUGUCUUGGAAGGACGGGGCGAAAGCCAACAAUUGAGACUAAUAAUAUAGAUGCAUGUAUGUCCUUGUGUCCAACGACAUCAGAGUAUAAUCCUGUCUGUGGCACUAAUAACAAAACUUACCCAAAUCCGGGAAAACUACAAUGUGCUCAAGAAUGCGGAGUUGAUGUCCAAUUAAAAUACCAUUUCACAUGUCCUAAGACACCGACAACAACAGCGAAUCCUUCAGUUUCUACUGGAUCACCUUUACCUACUACGAAUAGCGAUAUAGGUGUUUGUAUAAAUUCUUGUCCAACGACAUCAGAAUAUAAUCCAGUAUGUGGAUCCGAUGGGAAAACGUAUUAUAAUAUUGGAAAGUUAGAAUGCGCCAAAUAUUGUGGAAUUGACGUCCAAUUAAGAUACCACUUCGCAUGUCGUAAGACUCCGGCGACAAUGGCAAAUGGCGCAGGUUCUACUGGUCCACAUCUGCCAAGUCAAUUGAUACGAAUGCACAACCUAUUA